Diaporthe citri is the source of this 1602-nucleotide messenger RNA. RefSeq lists its product as uncharacterized. The transcript has 6 exons. Bases 1 to 1602 code for a protein of 533 amino acids. Lineage: Eukaryota; Fungi; Ascomycota; Sordariomycetes; Diaporthales; Diaporthaceae. The record is from RefSeq and is a predicted model, not a curated record.
AUGCGUGCCGUCCCGCGCACCCUGCUGUCCAGCACCCGCCGCCGACCGACGACGAAGCUGCCAAUAUCCCCAGAUCAACAGCACAAGACGGAGCCCAGUACCGUCUCCACAUCAGCCAAAUUGUCAGCACCACAGGAACCCAGUCGGGGACGUUCCGUGUCUGCUGGGUCAAGCCAUUCGAGACGAGUCGUCGACGAAGCCCUGCUAGGACACGACGAUCCCACAGCCAGACGCAGCCAGGAGAGCCUCUGCGGCCCAGGCCCAGCACCACUCGAUCCUCCUGCACCAUCAACACCACCAGCUGCCGCCGCCGACAGCAUCGUCCGCUCCACCCACGGCCCAGGGGCAAGACCGCAGCCUCCGCCGCCCCAGUACCCUGCCUCUGAGGCAUCUCGCCCGACUGCUACGUCGCUCGUUUCUCACCGGACCGCACCUCCGCCUUUCUCCUCCCUCUUUGCCAGCUUUCCGCCGCCGGACCAACACAGCCCUGCUUCUGUGCUCGAGACCGACGAUCCCUCUGGCUCUGCCGUAGCUCCUUCCGACCUCUUCGACCCGGAACCCGCCCAGGGCGACAAAUCCCCUGCCCCUGCCUACGAGCCGCCGGCUGCAUCAAGCUCCUCGGAACCGCCCAACACCUACCAGGAGACCCUCGCCGAGACCAAACGCGCCCUCCCCCAAGACACCAAGGGCGAGAGUAGCUCGCGCCCAAAGGACGACGACGCCGAACCACCACCAGCCUACGCGGAGGGUUACAGCCCCCUCCAGUCCUUCACAUACCUGAUGGCUGCUGCAGGAGGAGCCUCGAGUAUCAUUACUCAGGUGCAACAGGGCGGACCGCCCAUCAAUACCAUUGGAGAUGUCGGCGCCGACGAGACUAUAACCAUGGACCUUAGGGGUACACGGUUUGUUCUCUCCCGCGAUGAGCUCCUGACGCUCCCCGAGUUUGUCCUGCUGUCCCUUUUCCCCAACGGGCUCUUCCCUGAAGGGCACAUGGGCGGCUCGACCGACGGCGACGCCAUUCAAGUCGAUUAUGACCCGGAAUCUCUACAGUACAUGCUUGAGUUUUUCCGCAAGGUUGCCUCGUCGAUCCCAGCUGAGUCGUCACCACCACCAUCGCAAGAUGGCGAUGCGCUGCCCAUCGAGCCGCUGGGUGGCGCAGGGCGUGAUGACUCGUCAAAGAGGGCAGGCAUCAUUGUACUGCGCGAGGACCUCGACUUCUAUGUCAUCCCGCCCAAGGCAGAUAUCCAGCAGCCGGAGAUGAUCGAAGUGAAAAGGGCCGCGGCCAGGGCGCUCUUGAAGCAGGACGGCAUCUUCUCCGGGCUGAAGCGAAGCGACGAACCCGGGACUACAGAGGCUCAUUUGAUUGAGAUGUUGACAGCGGGUCUCGCUCUAGCAAGGCUCCGCAGUGACAUCCGUGGUAACGAAAUGGGCAACAACGCCGUGGGCAUGGCACAGAAGCUGUUGCUUUUCUGGCGGAAGCCGGCCAGGAGAUGUUGGUGGGAAGGCGUGGAGCUCGACAACGUCGAGGGUGUGGAGGGGAAGCUCAAGGUGUGGAUCCGACGAGUCUGGACGCUGGAGAUGAGUGUCAUCGGUCUGCGGUGA